AAGGCUUAAUUGAAAACCAAGUUCAAACUCCAGUAGAGUAAAUCAAUCAGCUUGCAUCUUCUAAAGAGAAAAAAUGUCCUCCGCAUCCAAUGCCAACCUGGUUCUUCUGUCUGCAUCCACGAGCAGUGGCAACAUCCCGGUGACGAAGGAUGACCCGCCGUUGUCGCCUUUCAACGCCAAACUUCGUCGAAAACUACAAGACACUGCAACAGAAAUCGAACAGACUACGAACGAUAUUCGAGAAGCCACGUUUGGCAGCUCGUCUGAUCAACAUGCUGAAGGAGUUGGUGGAGGCGGCGCCACUACAACUCCCGGUAUGCCUGGGGAUAAUGUAGGUGACAAUGAAAUCACCAAGGACCACAAGCAUCCACCGGCAACAUCAAAACCACCACCACCUCCACCAACAGCGGGCUAUGCCACGACUCUACAACGAUUACAUAGGACGAUGGAUGCUGAGAUCAAGCGACGAGUGCAAGCUUCGAAUUAAGGCUGUAGCUAAUUAUGCAUCUUUGACUGCAUUCUUGAAACGUAUGGGGGAGUAGUAUCCCAGUGCAGCUGGAUAGACGCAGUAAUGCAGUUGGUAUGAGAAAGCAAACCUGUACAAAAGGUAUAAGCAUUUUCAAGGAUGAAUUACGGAGAGCGUUAAUCGCAAGCUUUGUCGCAUUUAGUGGAAGACAUGGCUCAUGCGAUGUUCUUACGUGGAUCACGCAAAGCUGCAGACCAUAUCAGAGGUUUAGCAGUGCAAAUCCAGGCAUUGAGAACGCGAUGUGGUACUCUGGAGCGGAAAAAGCGAGAAAUUGGGACGGACAGCACAGAAUUGCAGCAGAUUCGCAGUAGGCUCUUGGAAGUGCAAGUUGCAUUUAUGAAGAUGAUUUGGACGCGUGUUAUUUAAGUACUAGUUGUUUCAUGAUCUGAAUUUGAAACAUGAAAAUGCAAGAGCUGCGAGAUUAUAUCCUGUCAUCAACAUGAUAUUCACGUUUCAUUUAUUUCUCAACAUCCUGCUCAACAAUAUCAAUAAUAUCUUCCAGUUCUCCUCCACGACCUCUUUCAUACCCAUAAGCAAUCUCGAGUCUGCUUUGGUCACCAGCUUUGCUCCUCAGUGUGAGCGCAUGGACACAGCUGUCGAGAAGUAUAUCGACUCAGCCGAAAAGAAGGACCUCGAUAACAUUCAGGCAUUUGCUGAUUCCGCACCUAGUGUAGGAGAUUUACAGUUGAUUUUGGAAGAAGAGACGUCGAGGGCGGAAGCGGUGGGGGAACAAGUUAAGGGAAGGAUAUUGUCUUGCAGAUAGGAUACUGUCGUGAAGAUAACGGGAAAUACUGUAAGUUGUACUAGAACUAGAUAGAACUACAGUACUUGUUCGAUAGGUCGUUGGACACCGAUAUCGAUUGGUUAGAUAUUACCGAUACUAGUCUUAUCUCUCAGUCCCACACCCUCACGCACACACUCCGACUCCUUUCUUCUUUCAUACGCCACCCCUCAACCACAAGCGAGCAGAAGCCGACACCUGCAGAAGAGUUUCACGCCUACUGCCAAGAGGCUUUACUGUACUUACGGAAGACGUCGGAUGAAGCUAGGCAUCGAAGACAGACUAAGGAUAGCGAAAUCAUGGCUCUUGUAGACAAGUAUGCAGAAAAUGUAAGGGCAGGAAUACGGAAUGAUCCGGGAAGUAGCUCCUAAUCACUAGCAAGAUUCAACUGUAUCUAUGUGUAUCUUUAUAAAGUUAUAGAUAACAUAAGCACGGAGUUAGAUAUGCACGGAACAGAAAAAACAGAAGGUAGUACAAAGUAGACGUCAAGGUAAACUGAUCUCUCGUCAGUUGAAAAUCUAGUAGAUGACAGUGAAAGUGAAAAAGGCGCAUGUGGUGCAUUGUUCAAAAAGGCAUUGCAGAGUCUGCAAGUGCGCGUAGCUCAUUGCGUUUUCCGAAUAAGUAUAAAUAUGAAAUCGGGUAAGCAGAAAAAGAACGCGGUGCAAAUACUUCAAAUUGUGAAAAAUAAAUCGCUGUGAUAUUAUAGCACAAGAAUCUUC
Messenger RNA from Amoebophrya sp. A25, 2026 nucleotides. NCBI's taxonomy places the organism in Eukaryota, Dinophyceae, Syndiniales, Amoebophryaceae. The record is from the annotation of a GenBank genome assembly.